Pyrus x bretschneideri (Chinese white pear) is the source of this 1850-nucleotide messenger RNA. Its product is annotated as zinc finger CCCH domain-containing protein 67. The record is from RefSeq and is a predicted model, not a curated record. Gene Ontology annotation, molecular function: metal ion binding; mRNA binding. The transcript is spliced from 6 exons. Lineage: Eukaryota; Viridiplantae; Streptophyta; Magnoliopsida; Rosales; Rosaceae. Bases 84 to 1691 code for a protein of 535 amino acids.
CCAUUUUUACGUUCCUCUCGGUCAAAGAUAGUCAGUUCAUUUUCAUAUCUGAAAAAUUUAGGGUUUUGAAAUGUGGAGGGAGAAUGGAACUCUCUGAAGCAACCUCUGUUGUUCCCCCAAAUCCCGAAAACCCCUGCACCAACCACACUCAUUCCGACCAGGGGUCUCUGCCUUCCUCCCCGGAUCCCGAUCCCACACCAUCUGAUCUAGAUCAUGCGGUCCUCGAUGAGCUUCAGAAACUGGAUUUGAAAGAGCCGGUGGAGGAGGGGGAUGGAGAACCUGAUGAGUUGCAGAAGCUGGAUUCGACAGAGAAGGUGGAGGAGGACGGAGUUGGUGAGUUGCAGAAGGUGGAUUUGAAGGAGGAGGAGGACGGAGCUGGUGAGUUGCAGAAGCUGGAUUUGAAGGAGGAGGAGGGCGGGGAGGGAGUGGAAGAAGAAGAGAAGAGUUCCGGUGAGAGAGAGGUUGAGAUUUUAAACGGAGAGGAAAAUGAGAGGCAGAGUGAGCAGAGUUGUCAUAGCGACGGAGGAGGCGGAGGAGAAGGAUGGGGAGGAAAUCAGGGGUGGGAGGAGGAUGGAGGUGAGGUGGAGGAGAAGAAGGCGGAGGAAACUCAGGAAAGUAACAGAAGAUAUCAGUACCCGGUGAGGCCGGAAGCUGAAGACUGUUCGUAUUAUCUAAAGACCGGGUCUUGCAAAUUUGGAUCCAAUUGCAAGUUUAAUCACCCUGUUAGUAGGAAAACCAACCAGGUGCCUAGGGAAAGGGUCAAGGAUAAGGAUGAGUUGGCAGAGAAUCCAAGCCAGACGGAAUGCAAGUAUUACUUGAGGUCAGGGGGAUGCAAGUAUGGGACAGAUUGCAGAUACAGCCACAGCAAAUUGAAACCUUCUGUAGCUCCAGUUCUUGAGCUUAAUUUUUUGGGCCUGCCAAUUCGACCGGGUGAGAGAGAGUGUCCCUACUACAUGCGAAAUGGCUCCUGCAAGUAUGCAUCAAACUGCAGGUUUAACCACCCUGAUCCUACAGCUAUAGGAGGAUCUGAGCCCCCAUCUGGAUUUGGCAAAGAUGGUCCUGCAUUGUUACAAAUUGCAUCACAAUCAACAGUGGCACCGUGGUCUGCACCACGGCCAUUGAAUGAGGCUCCAAUUUACACACCAAUGAUGAUUCCACCACCUCAAGGGAUUUCUUCUCAAAAUUCAGAAUGGAAUGGUUAUCCGGCUCCAGCAUAUGUACCAGAAAGGAGCAUGCCUGCACGUCCACUAUAUAUGAUGAACAACUCAGUGACUGAAACCAACGUCUACAAACACUAUCCACACCAGAAUCAAGUUGAAGAGUUCCCAGAAAGACCUGGCCAACCUGAUUGCAGUUAUUUCUUAAGAACGGGAGAUUGCAAGUUUAAAUCUAAUUGCAAAUAUCACCAUCCAAAAACUCAGACCGCCGUAGCCCCCCUAUUCACUGAACUCAGUGACAAAGGCCUACCGUUGAGACCAGAUCAGAACAUUUGCACACAUUACAGUCGCUUUGGCAUUUGCAAAUUUGGGCCAGCUUGUAAAUUUGACCACCCGACACGUAUAUCAUCUUCAACUACAUCUGGUCCUGAUCAUCAACUUCCUUUCGGUGACUGGGCGACUACUAAUGGGGUGGGAAUAGCUGGGAGCAGACGUGGAACUGAUGGUUCAAGUCAGCCGCAGCCCGUGCAAUAAGUUAUGCAUGAAUGCUUUCCUAGAGCACAGGAUUCGCAUCACCGAGGACAUGUGUAAUCUCUCUUUCGGUAAAUUUAAUCUUAGAAAUGUAUCAAACCUUUUCACGCGGAUGACACGAACUUUUUAGUUGUGAAUGAAACGUGUAAAUGAUUUCUUAUC